AAUUAGUAAAGAAAUAUGACUGAAGAGAUUAAGAGGUUGAAGAGACAGGCUCUUGAAAUGAUGGAGGGGGAUAACUAUGAAGAGGCUGUGAAGAUCUUAUGUACCAUCAUCGACGAGAUGGAGACACAUAGUCCUCUCUACAAGUAUUAUCGCGCUAAAUGUUACUACCAAAUGGGCAAAGAUUACCUGCAACCAGCCAGGAAGGACCUUCAUAAGAUAUUGAAUUACUGCACUGGAAAAGAUAAGCCAGAAUCAUAUAUCUUGAAGGCCAAAACCUUAUACCUUUCAGGUAUUCUGGAAAUGGAAUUUGGACAGGAUAUCCGCAGAUCUGCCAUGAUGUUCGAAGAGUACCUCAGAAUGUACUCAACGAUUUUUGUUCCAAAAGACUCAUACUACAAAAAGAAUGAGCUUAAGAGGAACAAUCCUGAUAUUAUUAGCUUGAAGGAGCAUUGACAGGAAUGCUUAGAGCAAAUUAAGAACGGAGAAAUAGAGGUUUCAAAUUUUCAUACUGAGGAGCAACUUGCCGAGCAGGCGAAGGAAUUCAAUUCCUUGUGGGAAGAAUUUGAAAUUACCAAAAUGGAUGUCACACCUGGAUCUAAAUGGUAUCUUGUCUCAGCAGCCUGGCUCAAAAACUUCAAGGAAUACGUACUGCAAAAUCCAGGUGAUUCUAAUAACGAAGCUAUGAGAGUUGAACACCCUGGAAUGAUCACAAAUGAAGAUAUUCUCGAUAAUCCCGAGCAUCUUCUGAGAGACCCCACUGAGGUUUAUUUGGACUAUAAUUUGAAGGAAAACCUUCUAGAAGAGACCCACUAUUUCAUCGUAAACCAAAAGGUAUGGGACUUCCUCCAUGCUCACUACAGCGGAGUUGAGGUAAUGCGUUACGGAGAGAAGAAAGAAGGAAACGAAGAAUGCUGUAUUGAGGCCAACCUUAUCAAGAUAAAUAUUCACUACUUCCCUUCUCAAGAAGGAGAGGAUACUCAGAUGUACCAAAUCUUUGAGUCUAGGCAUAAGACAAUUGCUGAGUUUAAGGAGAGACUUGCGAGGCUGCAAGGUCUUCAAAAGACAAGUGUGAGGCUCUGGAAAUCUCCAAUUCCUAGUGAUUUCGAUACCUUCUAUAGGAAUAACUUGUGUGAGUUUAGGAAGCAUAGACAUAUCAGACUCAAUGCUACAUAUCUGAAGAAGCUAAGCGAGACUAUCAAUGAUGUUCAACUGAGUCUCGAUGAUUUCAUCAUUGUUGAAUGCAAGUGUAGAGGUGAUUUCAUAUUCGAAGAGAUUGAAAAACAAGAAGGCAAUGAGGUCCUUCAUGAUCACAUCGAAGAUGAAGAGCUCAAGGAAGCUCUUACUGAUGCAAAGAGUCUCAGAUUCUUGAAUCUAGAUAUCACUAGCUUGUUCGAUUCGAGAUCAAAUGAAGGUAAAUGUGGCCUCUCAAAUCUUGGAAAUACUUGUUUCAUGAACUCUGCUCUACAAUGUAUGAGUAACACUACUGAGUUGACAAAAUAUUUCCUAUUUGGUCUCCACAAAAACGAGAUAAAUUAUGACAAUCCUCUUGGCACGAAAGGAAGACUAGCUACUGCUUAUGCCAAGCUAAUGAAGGAAUUGUGGGUCAAAGGUGAUGGAAGAGUAGCCCCAUGGGAUGUGAAGAAAGCCAUUGGAACAGUUGCCUACCAAUUCCAAGGAUUCGCACAGCAAGAUUCUUUUGAAUUAUUCAAUUAUGUCACUGAUACUCUCCAUGAAGAUCUCAAUAGAGUGAUCGAGAAGCCUUAUACCGAAUUCAAGGAUUCUGAUGGCAGGUCAGACUCUGAAGUAUCUGCUGAUCAUUGGAAGGCAUUCACAGACAGAAACCAGUCUGUUAUUGUUGACUUGAUGUAUGGACAACUCAAAUCAAGACUGAUUUGCGAUGUAUGUAAGAAUAUCUCCAAUACUUUCGAUCCUUACUUAGCUCUAAGCUUGCCUAUCCCGAAGAACAAGUUUAGUAGAAUUUCGAUCACUUAUUUCCCUGAAGCAGUAUCAACUCAAAAUCCAGUGCAGAAACUGAAGCUCAAUGUAGGAAUUAAGGACUCAGUUGAAGACCUAAAGGCUAAGAUCAAAGCUCUCGUAAAAACAGAAAAUCCCAUUCUCUUGUACACUUUGAGGAGAAAGGACCUUAUUGGAGAGAGGAUUGACGACGAUGUACUAGCAACCAAACUUGAAGACGAAAGACUCACUGCUUAUGAGUACACACCUAUUGAUAGAGAAGAGAAAUCUAAAACUUCUUGUGUACAAGUACAUUUUGUCAGUGAGAGUAGGAGUAUGUUUGGGUCUUCCAAUUACACAGAUGUUUGCGCACCCAAGAUAUUCUUGCAUCAUGUUGACAAGACCUGUACUGACCUGAAGCUGGCUAUCUUCAAGUAUCUAUUCCCCUUGAUCACUCUUCCAGAGCAAUACCAGGAAGCUUAUGAGAAGAAGGAGGAUAAAGAGAAGGUCAUCCGGGAUAUUUAUGAAGCUUUUUACAAUAAGUCUCAGCAUGGAAUCUCCAAAAUCUUCACAAUUGAAUAUGAAAGCCAGAAGACACAUUAUUACUCUUCUAGAAAGUUCAAGGAAUUUAAAGACUCUGAAGAAACCUUUGGCGAAUUUGUUGAGAAUUUAGUCUCUAUUGAUAAUGUUUACUUGAGGAUCUGCUUCCCCAGAGCCACUAAGGUUGAUCUUGAUCCGUUAGAAGACAGUAAAUACUCCGGCCAUAGCAUCGGAGAGAGUGCAGCUAUUUCUAUUGAUGAUUGUAUCGAGAAGUUCAGCGUUGAGGAGCUCCUCACUGAUGAUAACAGGUACUACUGUUCCAAAUGUGAAAAACAUCAGGACACUUAUAAGAAAAUGGAUAUUUAUAAGCUGCCAAAGAUCUUAGUAGUCCAGCUGAAGAGAUUCAGCAAAGGAGAGUCCUCAGGUAGCAAAUAUUCUGGAUAUUCUGCCUUUGGAAGAAUGAUAAUGGGAUCUUCAAAGAACAGUGACCUCAUAGAUUUCCCUCUUAAAGGACUUGAUAUGGGCAAAUACUUGCUAGACAAUGAAGGGAAGGAGUACCUCUAUGACUGAUAUGCUGUUUCAAACCAUUCUGGAAGUCUAGGAGGCGGUCACUACGUUGCUCACUGUAAGAAUAGCCUUGACAACAAGUGGUAUUACUUCAAUGAUUCCUCAUGCGGAAAAUCAAGUGAUAGAGAAAUUGUAUGCUCAAGCGCUUAUGUAUUGUUCUACAGACUGAGAGAAUAGCGUAA
Molecule: messenger RNA, 3242 nt
Organism: Moneuplotes crassus
Lineage: Eukaryota; Ciliophora; Spirotrichea; Euplotida; Euplotidae
Source: the annotation of a GenBank genome assembly